CGCCCCCUAACCCAUGAACUGACCUUCCUCAAGCUCUGGCCCGGGUCCGGAUCCGCCCCGGCCAGGUCCAGCCCCGCCCAGCGACAAGUUAAGAGCUCCCCUUCCCCACUGUGCGGAGUGCUAAGGACAGAUCGCCACCGGUGGGGGACGUGCGGGGUUGGUUCUCGUCAUGGCGACAGCGCGGGUGGCAGCUACCCUGCGGACCGCUGCUACCGGCGGGAAGUUGCACGGCCCACGGGGCACUGGGGGCGCACGGAGACUGAGUGGUAGCGCACGGCGGCGGGCCGCUGGGGGUGCUAGCCCGGGACGCCGGCUCAGCACCGCGCGGGCACGUGUCCAAUCCCAGCCGGAGGAGGCCGAGGGCGCUGAGGACCGCGUCCAGUCGCCCACCACAACCGAGCCGUUGUGGACGCCGCCUCCGGCGCCGCCCGAAACCCCCGCGCCCCCGGCUGGCCGUUCUCUGGUGCAGCGGGACAUCCAGGCCUUCCUGAACCAGUGUGGGGCUAGCCCCGGGGAGGCGCGCCACUGGCUCACCCAGUUCCAGAGCUGUCACUACUCCGCAGACAAGCCUUUCGCCGUCAUCGAGGUGGAUGAGGAGGUGCUCAAGUGCCCGCGGGGCGUAUCCAGCCUAGCCUUUGCCCUGGCCUUUCUGCAGCGCAUGGACAUGAAGCCACUGGUGGUUCUGGGGCUGCCGGCCCCCACAGCGCCCUCGGGCUGUCUUUCAUUCUGGGAGGCCAAAGCACAGCUUGCCCAGAGCUGCAAGGUGCUGGUGGAUGAGCUGAGGCACAACGCAGCCACUGCAGUGCCUUUUUUUGGCGGCGGGUCAGUGCUGAGUGCUGCAGAGCCAGCCCCCCAUGCCAGCUAUGGUGGCAUCGUCUCGGUGGAGACGGACCUGCUGCAGUGGUGCCUGGAGUCCAGCAGCAUCCCCAUCCUGUGCCCCAUUGGGGAGACGGCUGCACGCCGCUCAGUGCUUCUCGAUUCUCUGGAGGUGACCGCGGCGCUGGCCAAGGCGCUGCAGCCCACCAAAAUCAUCUUCCUCAAUAACUCAGGCGGCCUGCGCAACAGCAGUCAUAAGGUCCUGAGUAAUGUGAACCUGCCUGCGGACCUGGACCUGGUGACCAACGCGGAGUGGGUGAGCACCAAAGAACGGCAACACAUACGGCUCAUUCUGGACGUGCUCAGCCGCCUGCCUCACCACUCCUCGGCUGUCAUCACCGCCGCCAGCACGCUGCUCACGGAGCUCUUCAGCAACAAGGGCUCAGGGACCCUGUUCAAGAAUGCCGAGAGGAUGCUGCGAGUUUGCAACCUGGACAGCCUAGACCAGGGGCGCCUGGUGAACUUGGUCAACGCCAGCUUUGGCAAGAAGCUCCGGGACGACUACUUGGACUCUCUGCGUCCGCGGCUGCACUCCAUCUAUGUCUCUGAGGGGUACAACGCUGCGGCCAUUCUGACCCUAGAGCCCGUACUUGGGGGCACCCCGUACCUGGACAAAUUUGUAGUGAGCUCCAGCCGCCAAGGCCAAGGUUCUGGCCAGAUGCUGUGGGAAUGCCUGCGGCGGGACCUGCAGAUGCUGUUCUGGCGCUCCAGGGUCACCAACCCCAUCAAUCCCUGGUAUUUCAAGCACAGUGAUGGCAGCUUUUCCAACAAGCAGUGGAUCUUCUUCUGGUUUGGCCUAGCAGAUAUCCGGGACUCCUAUGAACUGGUCAACCAUGCCAAGGGGCUGCCAGACUCCUUCUGCAAGCCAGAUUCUGACCCAGGCAGCUGACCCUUACCACAGGUCCUGUAGGCCCUGGGAUAACCAGGGUAAACGGAAAGCCAUGCCUGCUGAGGGUGACCCCAGGCAGCCACAGGCUGGUUGGGGCUUGUUGGCUGAGUAAUUUGCAGAGGAAGAAGCAGCCCCAGCUCUGCACAGAGGGAACACCAAAGUGGGACAAGUACAAAGAGGGGGGGGCCAACCUAAGGUUUUGAAGACACAACCAGGUGGCUUUCAAUUUUCAGCCUGGGGACUGGGGCAUGGGUGCCUUGGAGGGCCCUACUUGGGGCUAACCUUAACGAUAGGCCAGUUUCUAGGCCUCUGUGCCAUUUUGAGGCUCCCUUGCCCAAAAUCUCUGUCACACUCACACAGACACCACCUGAUAUUCUAUCACUCACCCUAAUUCCUUUGGGUCUUGCAAUUUUUCAGAAGGCCUUGAUUAAAAUGCAAAUGCUUCUGUGAGUCAGUUCACACUUGAAAGGAAAUUAGCAGUGACCCUCUGGAAUCAAGAACUUGAGAACCAGGGGACUUAUAGAGUAAAGGAGACAAUAAGAUGGAGGGCCCCAAGGAUGAAUGCUGCCAUCAUCUCCUCACCUGAUGCCAGCUGUCCCCUAGGUUAGAAGACAUUUCAGGCCAAGAGCAGCUCCAGACUCCAUCCCCUGUGGGAGCUCCACCCCCACCCCCAGCUCCCUUUCCGGGCUGGGCCUAGUACAAGACCAAACAUCAAUGGCUCAUCUUUUAUCUACAAGAGCCCAGAGAAGCCACAGGGUGGGUUUGGCUUGAAAGUCUAGACUUGGAUAUGUCCCCCAGCCCCAGUGAAGCUUGUGUCAUCUCUGCAAGACCAGCAUACCUCAGAGGAGCAGGAAUCCAAAGCCCAGACAUUUCAUUCACCAUUUUUUGAAGCACAUGUCAGGUGCCCUACUAGAUACUAGGAUUAUUUUCUGUCCAAAAGUGCACAGAAAAAUAGGGAGAUGUUCAAUUAAAAGUCCCUCUUGGUGACAAAACCCAGGACCUCAGAGAAACCUGUCUUUCCUCAAGAAACAUGUCUCAAGACAUACUGGGCUUAGGUACUAGACACCUGACCUAGAAUCCUGAUUUGUAGCUGGACUUGCUCCGCAGCUUGGGAUAAGCUGCUUACCUUCUCUGAGUCCCCAUUUCCUCAUGUGAACAUGUAAAAUACUUGUUGAAGUGGACACAACCUUAGUUCACUCCCUCUAAUUGCCCUUGCUAAAGUUUUCUUCAAAAGAGCUGGCCCCAAGUGGGGAAGGAAGGACAAGCUACAAGAGUGAAAGAAAUCAAAAGUAUAAACAACAGUAAAGAUUUUGAGGUUUUGCUGUUUUAUCAAGCUGGAGAUUAAACUCAGGGACUUGCACAUGCUAGGGAAGUGUUCUACACUGAGCUAUACCCCAGCUCAGAUUUUGAAAUUCUUGAAGACAGUCAAAGGACUGUGGAACUUUCAGAACAGGGGAAACCAUGGGAGGAUCAAAGUUGGGCUUAACCAGAUAUGGUGUUUCAAGAAACUCACAAUCAAUCCCAGCCAAUGGCAAAGUGCCCUGUGAGGAAAACAGAAAAGUGAAGCCAAAUGUCUAUAUAAAGUGUUUAUUUUUGGAGGACUGUGUGGUCUGGUGUUUGGGAGGGCACUCUACUCCCACCAGGCCAACCAUACAGCUGGAAACAGACAGCAGAGAUGGGAAGCUGGCUGCUGCCUGCUCCA
Ictidomys tridecemlineatus (thirteen-lined ground squirrel) is the source of this 3467-nucleotide messenger RNA. It is a transcript of the gene Nags, whose product is annotated as N-acetylglutamate synthase. Lineage: Eukaryota; Metazoa; Chordata; Mammalia; Rodentia; Sciuridae. The record is from RefSeq and is a predicted model, not a curated record. Gene Ontology annotation, cellular component: mitochondrial matrix. Gene Ontology annotation, molecular function: L-glutamate N-acetyltransferase activity, acting on acetyl-CoA as donor. Gene Ontology annotation, biological process: glutamate metabolic process; L-arginine biosynthetic process.